AGCGCACUAGAGGCCGGUCGGCGGCGGGAUCCGACGUCUGAGCUGGACCCUGCUGACUGAACCCAGCGCGGCAGCCGCGGGGAGGGCUGCGCGGCCCCGGCUCCCCGCCAGGUCGCGGAGACCAGCAGGGAUUAGCGGGCAGCCGGUGGCGCAGGCACAAUGGGGAACCGGGAGAUGGAGGAGCUGAUCCCUCUGGUGAACCGUCUGCAGGACGCCUUCUCCGCGCUGGGGCAGACCUGCCUGCUGGAGCUGCCGCAGAUCGCCGUGGUGGGCGGCCAGAGCGCCGGCAAGAGCUCGGUGCUUGAGAACUUCGUGGGCAGGGACUUUCUCCCUCGAGGGUCGGGCAUUGUAACGAGAAGGCCUCUUGUGCUGCAGCUUGUUACUUCCAAAGCAGAAUAUGCUGAAUUUCUACAUUGCAAAGGGAAAAAAUUUACAGAUUUUGAUGAAGUUCGCCAUGAGAUUGAAGCAGAAACAGAUCGAGUAACUGGAAUGAAUAAAGGCAUUUCCUCCAUACCCAUUAAUUUACGAGUCUAUUCCCCACAUGUGUUAAAUCUAACCCUUAUUGACCUGCCUGGAAUUACUAAAGUGCCAGUGGGAGAUCAGCCACCAGAUAUUGAGUAUCAAAUCAGAGAAAUGAUUAUGCAGUUCAUCACGAGGGAGAACUGUCUUAUUUUGGCUGUCACCCCAGCCAACACUGAUCUUGCAAACUCAGAUGCACUGAAGCUAGCUAAAGAAGUUGAUCCUCAAGGCCUAAGAACCAUUGGAGUCAUCACCAAACUGGAUCUUAUGGAUGAAGGAACGGAUGCCAGGGAUGUUCUAGAGAACAAGCUGCUACCGCUUCGCAGGGGUUACGUGGGAGUGGUAAACAGAAGCCAGAAGGACAUAGAGGGGAAGAAAGAUAUAAAGGCUGCCAUGUUGGCAGAAAGGAAGUUUUUCCUCUCACACCCGGCGUACAGACACAUUGCUGAUCGGAUGGGGACCCCACACCUGCAGAAGGUCCUUAAUCAGCAACUUACCAACCACAUUCGAGAUACCCUGCCCAACUUCAGGAACAAACUUCAGGGACAGUUGCUGUCCAUAGAACACGAAGUAGAAGCCUACAAAAACUUCAAGCCAGAAGACCCCACCAGGAAGACCAAAGCAUUGCUGCAGAUGGUUCAGCAAUUUGCUGUGGAUUUUGAGAAGAGAAUCGAAGGGUCAGGGGAUCAAGUAGAUACCCUGGAGCUCUCAGGGGGUGCUAAAAUUAACCGUAUUUUCCAUGAACGCUUUCCUUUUGAGAUAGUAAAGAUGGAGUUCAAUGAGAAAGAAUUGCGAAGAGAAAUAAGCUAUGCAAUCAAAAACAUACAUGGUAUCAGAACAGGGUUGUUUACUCCAGACAUGGCAUUCGAAGCAAUAGUGAAAAAACAAAUUGUAAAGCUGAAAGGGCCUUCCUUGAAGAGCGUAGAUCUGGUGAUACAAGAAUUAAUCAACACUGUCAAGAAGUGCACCAAGAAACUGGCCAACUUCCCCAGACUCUGCGAGGAAACGGAAAGGAUCGUUGCUAACCACAUUCGUGAGCGAGAGGGGAAGACAAAGGACCAGGUACUGCUGUUGAUUGACAUCCAAGUCUCCUACAUCAACACCAACCACGAAGAUUUCAUUGGCUUCGCAAACGCUCAGCAGAGGAGCAGUCAGGUUCACAAGAAAAACACAAUUGGAAAUCAGGGAACCAAUCUUCCGCCUUCAAGGCAAAUUGUGAUUCGAAAAGGGUGGCUCACCAUCAGCAACAUCGGCAUCAUGAAAGGAGGCUCGAAGGGGUACUGGUUCGUCCUGACCGCUGAAAGCUUGUCCUGGUACAAGGACGAUGAGGAAAAAGAAAAGAAGUAUAUGCUUCCGUUGGACAACUUGAAAGUUCGGGAUGUGGAAAAGAGCUUUAUGUCUAGCAAGCACAUCUUUGCACUCUUUAAUACAGAGCAAAGGAAUGUAUACAAGGACUAUCGCUUCCUUGAGCUGGCAUGUGAUUCACAGGAGGAUGUAGACAGCUGGAAGGCAUCUCUACUAAGAGCUGGAGUUUAUCCUGAUAAAUCUUUAGGGAACAACAAAACUGAAAAUGAUGAAAAUGGCCAAGCAGAAAACUUCUCUAUGGACCCUCAGUUGGAGAGGCAAGUGGAGACCAUCCGCAACCUCGUAGACUCCUACAUGUCUAUCAUCAACAAAUGUAUCCGAGACCUGAUUCCAAAAACGAUAAUGCACCUUAUGAUCAAUAACGUUAAAGAUUUCAUAAAUUCUGAGCUCCUAGCACAGCUAUAUUCUUCAGAGGACCAAAAUACACUGAUGGAGGAAUCUGCAGAACAGGCUCAGCGCCGGGAUGAGAUGCUUCGAAUGUACCAAGCGCUUAAAGAAGCCCUUGUGAUCAUCGGAGACAUCAACACCGCCACUACCUUCACGCCAGCACCACCUCCCGUGGACGACUCCUGGAUACAGCAUUCCCGCAGGUCGCCGCCUCCUAGCCCCACCACCCAGAGGAGGCCGACGCUGAGCGCGCCCCUCCCGCGGUCCACGUCCGGCCGGGGGCCCGCGCCCGCCAUCCCCUCCCCGGGACCCCACUCGGGGGCGCCCCCAGUGCCAUUCCGGCCCGGCCCGUUACCUCCUUUCCCCAACAGCAGCGACUCGUUCGGGGCGCCUCCGCAGGUGCCCUCGCGGCCCACCAGGGCCCCUCCCAGCGUCCCCAGCCGGAGACCACCCCCAUCACCAACUCGUCCCACUAUAAUCCGUCCACUAGAAUCCUCCCUGUUAGACUAAACGAAGUGUCUGGCAUGGCAAUUAAUUACUAAUGAGUUACGCGAAAGCAAAAUAUUUGAUAACCGUUGCAGUAAAUCAUGAGUAGUCGCAUGUGUGGACAUCAGUAGGCAAGUAACCAGUUUUACUAAUGCAUCCAUCACUUACCUUCACUGCUCAUGGUAUGUCAGACUUUGGGGGUUUAACUCUUGAAAACUGCUGACCCUUUGAGGCUCUGUAUGUUGUCUCGACCAAGGUAGGUUGUCUGGCAGCCCUCUCCUUUGGGGACCUUUGACCUACCCCAGUAUAUAUUUGAAAUUGCUUUGGACGAGUUUCCCAGGUUACCUACCAGACAGUCCAUUCAGUGUAACUCUUAAGAGAUAAGAGAUGAUGGGCUUAGACCUAAAUGAUAUAUAUUUUAUUUUCCCACAUUCUGUUUUGACUGAUGGAAAUUAUGUUGUCUAUUAUUAAUGUUUCCACCUACUCCAUAAUUACCUAUUUAGAUCCUUUUUUCUUUCCUCUUUGUUUCAUAAGACUGCUAUGAAGUGUUUUUUUUUUUUAAAUUAGGAUUCCUUAAGCAUAAAACUUUACCAGAAGCACGAGGUGGUUUACAAGGGAAAAGUUAAUGCAUUGCUUGCUCUAGAGGGUUUCUCGUGCCAAUAUGUUUUGCUUCAUGCCAAAAGCAUAUUCAACAAUGAAUGAGAACUUGUUUUUUGGUAGUCGGUCGAUAAAUUUGGCUAGUUAAUUUCAGAGUUCAAGGAAGAAGCAAAAUAUCACAUCUCUAGAAGUGUUCGGACAAAUGUAAUUUCUCUAUUCACUUAUAUAAUUACCUCCUCAUAGGUUACAGUGAAGGCUGACACGGAAAAUACUUAAUUUUUUCUAGUGAUCUAAUUUAAGGCAUGGAUAACUACACUUUGACACUAAUUCCUGUUGAUUUAUUUGGUUAGUUAGCUAGAGCAAAAAUACGUCUCUUUUUCCAUGCUAAUAUGUGAUUCCCUAAUGUAAAAAUUUAGCCUACCUUUAAAACAGGUUUAAUGUAACUCUUUAUCCAUUCUAGACUUUCUUAAUAAAUCCUGAGCCUUCCUGUGGGAUAACCAUAUUUAAAGAAUGGGACCUGGCAUGGAAAGAAAAGUCAUUUAGUACAAGAUACGAUGGUCUAAGAGCAGAGCUCACACUCCUACAGUGGGACAACUUCAGAGUCUCUUCCCAGAAAACUGUAUUAAGACAUUGAAAUUUAAAGCAAAUUGGCAAAUUCUAACAUUUCCAGAAUUUACAAAAGCAGUUUCGGCUGGGGGUUAAUAGUUCAGUCUGGAGGCUGAGUUUUGGACUACCUAGGACUGGGUGAUUAGCAUGUAGGAAACAGCCAGAAGCCAACUGGAAUUCCGUCUGCUAACUGUUCCCAGACAGCAGACCAAGUAUUCACUGAAUAGUUGUGUCCCAUGACACCACUUCAUAUUCUGCAGAAGUAAAUCAGGUUUUGCCAACUGAAAUGUCUCCCUUUGAAAGCAGCAAACAUGAUUUGUAUGUUAACUUAACUUUAAUUUCCUGUGUAGUUUAUACCCAAAGCAGACACUCAUAAAGUAUGAAGUAGAAACUUUUAACCAUUAUUAAAAAGAGAACUUGCCAAGUGGAAUGGCAUUGUUUUGAACUUAUUCUAAGGGGUUAAAAUCAGCCCACUUAAGCAAAAAUCAGAGAAUACAAGAAUUACAAAAAGGGCGUUUCAGCUUUUAAAUUUCAAGUGAUUGUAUGAAGAACACCACCCUAAAUCUUCUCUCGUACCUUAUUUUUUCUUGCUGAAAAAAAUUUAACUCUUUGUGAAUGGAAUGGAUGUGCGAGAAACAUACUGUAUUUUUAAGCAGUGUCGCAGCUAAAUGGAGGUAUGUUAAAUAAACGUCCACAGUAACAUGAAUAAGCUACAGUGAGGUCUUUUCAUAAAAUUCUCUUUUUAGGAUUCCCUUUGCUUCUUCCUUGGAAUUCUCUAAAAUAGGCAGCUAACGGAUUAUAUACUUCAGGGUUUGGCUUUGAGCAACAUAUGACUUUGUGUUUUGCUGUAUCUCAAAAAUGUCCUUCUGUUAAAGGAAAAUAUUGCGGAUAACCACUGGUGUGUUCUCAGAUCAGCACAAACCAUGUCAAAGAAAAUUGGAGAUUUUUUUCCAAGUUUCUUUCCACUGACUUUAUGCAUGUGUCAUCUUUGGCUUUUGCUCUCAGAUUACAAUCCCACAGUUUCGCUGUCGCAAUUAUCUCUUCUUGUGUGUGUACAUCCUUGUUUUAUUUUAGUUCUAAGUUAUUUCUGGUAGAACCCAGCCUCCCCUGGGAUUUCAGCAGUCAUGUUGGAGAAUGUUUCCAGUUUGCUGCAGUCCUGUGUCAUAUGAUUAGUAUUAAUGCCAUUUCCCAAAGGGUUUGCAUCCUGCCCAAAGGAGAUGCCAAUAUAAAUGAAGUCAGAAGCUCUAGAAUGUGCAGUGUUUGAAGUACAGUGUAUAUAUCAGGGCUUAAGAUGGCAAUGUAGCUUAAUGAGCUUUCUAAGUAUUUCCCAUACACUUCAAAUCUUCCGUGUAAGUUCCUCCCAGCUGAUUGCUCUGACGUUGUCUAUACAACAGAUGCAGCUCCAUCACGUCUAGUGUAAGGAAACAUGCAGUGUUUUUAGGAUUUGGAAAAAUUAACUGAUGUUUAUCUGGUAGGCACAUCUAUUUCACUGUCACAUGCUAAAUUGUGCAUUAUUGACUAAUUGGAAUAACCAUUUACUCAAUUGUGGACAGACGAUUGACAUAGUAUUUAUCGAUUUAAAACAGAUACAUUACCUUUCCAGAAGUCAGCUACCAAGGCUACUCCUCUGAAUAUUGCUUUUAGCUGUGUUUUGUAACAUAGAAAAAGGAGCGGUAGGGUCUGUUUAAUUAGCGUAUUGCCUGCUUGUUCAGAUACAAGCUCAUUCUAUUCCAAGGCAUUAUAAUAAAACCAAGUUCCUGUGAUAUAACUGUAAGCCUUCUGACCUUAGAAUUAAAAAGUAGUCAUAUAGAUUAUUUUAUGACUUUUUAGUAGAGACUGUAGCCAUAAUUCUCAAAUAUGAAAUGGGACCUAAUACCAGUAUGUGAUAAAUGUUGAUGUUUUCUGUGUACACACACAUCUUCUAUGCAUGUGUCUCUAUGUAUACGGCAUAUAUUUGGAAUUACAUAGUAUAUUUGUUUCUGUAAGUACAUAUAUUUUGUGCCCCUCUGGGUAAGUAGGUUUAAAAUCACAUGUUAAAAUACCACAAGCAUGAGUGUGAUUGUAUGUGUAUUGUACAUAUAUGUAUAUGUGUGGGUGUAAAUAUUUAUGUACACAUGUGCUUUGUACGUGUGGGUAUGAAUCUAUUUUUUAAACAGUGCUAAUACAAGAGUUAGCUUUAGAGUAUUUGCCAUAACACGUGAUAACGGUGGUUCAUUUCUCUUAACGUACGUGAGAUAUACCACAUUUUCUGCAGAUUCAUUCUGAGAGACGCAGAGCUCAGAAUUUCCAUGACAUCAUGGCAGAAGAACACUGACAGGCAUUUACAUCUGAAUCCACAGCACUGCUAUCUAAGGAGAAACUAUCUUUGCCAACAUAGCGCAAAACAAGUGUCAGAUCUGGAAGCCUACCUUUAAGAACCCUGAUUAGAAUCAUAAAUUAUUCUUCGCUUGCUGGGCUGAGUCUUAGAAAGCUAAGUUGGUCUACAUAGUCAUUUUUUUUCUCAACGGUAAAUGUCAAAAAAAAAUGCAGUAGAGGGAAACAGCAAUAUGAUACAAGUAGAGGAUUUUUCUGAGUAAAUUUGUUUAAAAUGCAGGAAAGAAGUUAUGUGAUACCUGAGAGGCAGGGCAUCCAUCCCCUUUUUCAGGUACACAUUUUUCAUUUGGCAAACAAUAUAAUUAUUUGACAUUGACAGGCAUCUCCUUAACGUGGAGAAUAAUACCUAAAUACUAGACCUCUCAACUAUGGAGCUCAGUGAAAGAAGAUAAUGUUUGAGACUCAAGCCAUGAGUUAUGUCAUUUCACCAAGAGGACUGCAAGCGGUGAGCUCAGAGUUGAGUGUGAAGGAAGCGAGAUGAUUUCAGAGAAACGACAAUUGGGUCGCUUAUAUCACUCAUUUGUUUCUUAAAAGCUCAAAUGUGUCUUCUAGAUAAUCUUCAGUCAUCGUGUCUAACUGGUAUGUUUAAAAUUAUGUGGUGCUCUGUAUUGUGAAACUUUAAGAAUAUUUUGAAGCAUAUAUAGUAUAGGCAUUGAUAUUUAUAUAUGUAUAUGUGUGUGUAGGAAGGUGUGUAUGUUGAGAGCAAGAGAGAGGAAACUCAAGGAAGAGUUUCCUGUUUGUCUUCGGACCUGUUCACGCUGGUACAUUGGCGAGACUUCUCGCCAGUCUGAUCUGGGAUUUCACACGUGGCUCGGCCCAAGGCAUUCAUUACUUUCUGAUUUUUACCCUCAUAUUCCUUAAACUUUGCACAUUAUAUCAUGUUUUUAAACUUAUGAUAAAAUUACCCUGUCUAACCUCCUGCGUUGUCUGUUGCCAAUUUGAUAGAAAGGAUUCCUCCCAAGCAGAAAUUCCACUGUUACUUGAUUUGCGUUUAAUUUCACAUGUACUGCCUUUGUUUUACUCGCUUGUCUAUGUUUCUUUUCUCUCCCUUUUCUGAAUCAAUAUCCUCUUUUGCUUUUUGUAUAUAAAGAAGCAGUGUACAAAAGCAAAAUCUUAUCUUCUCUGUUGAUGAAUUAAUUUGAGCCGGAAUACUUUCCACUGUCUUCGUGGCACUUUCAGGAUUUCUUAAUGCUGAUAUAUGGACGGACUCUGUGAAUGGAAUUUUUGGAGCAAGUUCCUAAAGCCUGUAUCAUUCUUGAAGGUCACAUGUACCUAUUGUGAAAAUGUGAAGCUGUAUUUCUGAACCUGAAAUAAAUGAUACAUUUGAAGGACUCCCCCUUCCUCAUUCCUGUACA
Vicugna pacos (alpaca) is the source of this 7688-nucleotide messenger RNA. NCBI's taxonomy places the organism in Eukaryota, Metazoa, Chordata, Mammalia, Artiodactyla, Camelidae. The record is from RefSeq and is a predicted model, not a curated record.